AUGUGGGAGAAAGAAAAGACUCACAUGCAGCCUCAAAGCCUGCCAGCCAGCCACUCCUCCAACCAGCCAACCAGCCAGCAAGCUACCCGUCCACCCACACAUCCAGCAAGCCAACCAGCCAGCCAGCCAACCGCCCAGCCAACCGUCCAGCAAGCCAGCCAGCCAGCCGUCCACCCUCCCGUCCCUCCAACCUCGGCGCGACAGUCACACCCACUUCAUGAUCCCCGCCGCAGGCUCAGGAAUCAGCGCUAUGCUUCACAGCCAACACUAACACGCCCUGCGCAGCCCCGUCUUGGACCCUAUGCAUCAACCCAGCAGCUGACCACCGCGCCCACCCGCCCAUCACCCAUCACAAGGCGAAGACAUCCCGGCAAUGACAGGCCGCCUUUAGAGGUAGGCAUCGAGCAGCGCGGCGAUCCUGGACAGUCAAGGUCAGGCCGCGGCUGUCCAAGUACAGGUUAUGAGGGUGAGAGGCGGGAUGAUGCCGAUCCAACAAUGCACGAGGGAGAAGAAACAGUCCUACCAUCCAUUCUCAGAAGAACGAGGAAAGAAAACGAGCGUGAAGAGACAGCUGGUGGAGAACACAAGAACGCAGGCAUCUUAAGGGAGAGGACCCCGUUCAAGGCCUUCCGCGAGCUGCUACUCUCCCAGGCCUUGCGUACACCCAUGUCCCGUCUUUCCAUGUCCCGACUGCAGGACAAAUAUUUUACCGAGAAACUUGUGUUAUGGAGGCCUUUGCGGUGUUGUGGGGCACUUGAGGCCGCGUGGGGUGGCGGGGGCGGCGGCGUGUUGGGAGGUGGGAUACUGCUGGAGUUUGUGUUGAGGGAGGAGGGGAAAGGGGAGGAAGGAGAGUGUCGCGCCGUGCCGUCAGGAGCGCACUGUGACACAAUUCUCAGAUGGGAGAUACUUGGCUACUUCUGA
Molecule: messenger RNA, 921 nt
Organism: Scylla paramamosain (green mud crab)
Lineage: Eukaryota; Metazoa; Arthropoda; Malacostraca; Decapoda; Portunidae
Product: swi5-dependent recombination DNA repair protein 1 homolog
Exons: 7
Coding region: 1-921 (306 amino acids)
Source: RefSeq, a predicted model, not a curated record